CCGCGCGGACCAGCGUUUUUCCAAGCGAGCUUAGAGUGUAGUUGGUUUCUGGGAAUAGGCGUAGAUAUUUUCGAGGGCCGCAGUUUGCGCAGCGCCGGGCCGCCCGUAACGUAACCGAAGCGGGCUGGGGCGGCGGCAGCCAUUUUGUGCCGGGAACCCGGAGGAAGAAGACGCUGGUGUCUCCACACUUCACGGGCCCUGGAGCCGACCGAGAACCCCGGCGUUCCCUCCGCCGACGUCCAGCGGGUCUCUGACCCACUGACCACCUCUUCUCCUUUUGUAUCCCACCAAAGAAGCGAGGUGGCGCAAAGCGAUUCCUCCGAGACACAGCCGCCUCUGGCUGGCCCGUCUCCUCGAACCCCCAGUCCCUCGCCGUCCCCACGGCCGGCAUUCCGCUGCCUCUCUCCCACCCCUCCGGGUGCGAUGAGAGGCUUCGGGGACCGGGGCCGCGACCGUGACCGCGGCGGGUUUGGAGCAAGUCGUGGAGGUCCUCUUCCUCCAAAGAAAUUUGGUAAUCCGGGGGAACGUUUACGGAAGAAAAAAUGGGAUUUAAGUGAGCUGCCCAAGUUUGAGAAGAAUUUUUACGUGGAGCAUCCAGAAGUGGCCAGGCUUACUCCGUAUGAAGUUGAAGAAUUGCGCAGAAAGAAAGAGAUAACAAUCCGAGGGAUGGAAGGCUGCCCUAAGCCUGUGUUUGCCUUCCACCAGUGCAGCUUUCCACAGUAUGUGAUGGAUGCUUUGAUGGACCAGAAUUUUACAGAACCCACUCCAAUUCAGUGCCAAGGCUUUCCACUAGCCCUCAGUGGUCGUGAUAUGGUGGGCAUUGCGCAGACUGGCUCUGGGAAGACGCUGGCAUACUUGUUGCCUGCAAUUGUUCACAUCAACCACCAGCCAUAUUUGGAGAGAGGGGAUGGCCCAAUUUGUCUGGUUCUAGCACCUACUAGAGAGUUGGCCCAGCAAGUACAGCAGGUGGCUGAUGAUUAUGGCAAGUGUUCAAGGCUGAAGAGUACCUGCAUAUAUGGAGGGGCACCCAAAGGUCCCCAGAUCAGGGAUCUGGAAAGAGGUGUGGAGAUCUGCAUUGCUACACCAGGUCGCUUGAUUGACUUCCUUGAAGCAGGAAAGACCAACCUUCGUCGGUGUACAUACCUGGUGCUGGAUGAAGCAGACAGAAUGUUGGACAUGGGAUUUGAACCCCAAAUUCGUAAAAUUGUUGACCAGAUAAGGCCUGACAGACAGACCCUGAUGUGGAGUGCGACCUGGCCAAAAGAAGUGCGCCAGCUUGCUGAGGACUUUCUGCAGGACUACGUUCAGAUCAAUGUGGGAAACUUGGAGCUGAGUGCCAACCACAAUAUCCUGCAGAUAGUGGAUGUAUGCAUGGAAAGCGAGAAAGACCAUAAACUGAUACAACUGAUGGAAGAAAUCAUGGCAGAGAAAGAAAACAAGACUAUCAUCUUUGUGGAGACAAAGAGGCGUUGUGAUGAUCUCACUCGAAGGAUGCGCAGAGAUGGUUGGCCAGCUAUGUGUAUCCAUGGAGACAAGAGUCAGCCAGAAAGAGAUUGGGUGCUUAAUGAGUUUCGUUCUGGAAAGGCUCCUAUCCUCAUUGCUACCGACGUUGCAUCCCGUGGGCUAGACGUGGAAGAUGUUAAAUUUGUGAUAAACUACGACUAUCCGAACAGCUCUGAAGAUUACGUGCACCGCAUUGGCCGUACCGCACGUAGUACCAACAAAGGUACUGCCUACACCUUCUUCACACCAGGAAACCUGAAACAAGCCAGGGAGCUUAUCAAAGUUUUGGAAGAAGCCAAUCAAGCCAUCAAUCCAAAACUGAUGCAGCUUGUGGACCACAGAGGAGGAGGAGGUGGCGGAGGAGGUCGUUCUCGUUACCGAACGAGCAGUUCAGUAAACAACCCUAACCUGAUGUACCAGGAAGAGUGUGACAGGAGGCUCCGGGGAGUGAAAGAGGGCCGGAGAGACUCAGGUGGCUUCAGAGAUCGUGAGCGUGGUGAGAGUUUUGCCAACGGAGCCAACAAGACCUAUGGCAGUGCCUACGGGAGCCCAAAUUCUGCUUUUGGGGCAGCACAGAGCCAGUAUGGUUACACUCAAGGGAGCUAUGGAGCAGCUGCCUAUGGCACGAGUGGCUAUGGCACUGCAGAGUACAGUGCUAGUGGCUAUGGUGCCAGCACCACAGCUGCCACUGCUGGGAGAACCUCACAGAGCACUACCCAACAGCAGUAUGCAGGGAUGGUGGGGCGCUCGGGCCAGCAGCCACAGCCGCUCAUGUCACAACAGUUUCCGCAGCCCCCUGCCACUAACGUGAUGGGCUAUAUGGGACAGACUGCCACCUACCAGUAUCCCCCCCCUCCACCUCCUCCACCCCCCUCCCGCAAAUGAGAUCACUCACCGCUGGGGACCAGUGUAGACCUUUUGCAUUUAAAGGAACCUUUUAUUUCUCUUCUUUCCCAUUGUGAUGUCUCUCUUAUGCAGGUUAGACUUAGAAUUCACCAUUCACAUCCCUUGAGCCCAUCAGAAGUGGCCCCCAGUCCACAUUACUGACCCUGUCCUCCUUUUUUUUUUUCCUUUUUUUUUUUUUUUAAUUAAGAGAUAUAUAUAGCUGACUGGAAAAUUUAUUAUUUUUUGUCUUGCAUGUUGAGGAAAUUGGAAGUUUUAUUUUCUCUAAAAGAAAUGGGUAUAAAGCAGAUAGGUUCCAGCUUGAUCAUCUUGGUGUCUUAGGGUUUGUGUGAAAACUUUCUUUGGAGGGGAAGAAGUUGCUAUUCCGUAACACAUUCACUUAAAUUCAGGAAAUAUCAAAGAGGGAUAGGAAACUUUGGGAAGCCAAAAAGCACUUGAUUUAAAAUGAUAAAUGCAAGGGAGCAGUGCUCACUUCUCCUAAUCUUCUUUUGUUUUUUUAAUAGCUCACUCACUGCUUGUAAUCCGUCGUAGGUGACUUUCUAUAGGAAAACUCUGCUCAUUUGUCUGAGCUGAGCGGUGUUCAGAGUAAUGUCCCAGGUACGUUGCUGAGAGUUUUCUACAGCUCUGGAAGCAGUGGCCCCAUCUUCUGGUACCUGUAGCAGCCUGCAAUAGGGAAGCUGGGAUUAAAACCCCCAUGCCAGAAACCAAACCUUUCUUGGAUUCAGUACCUGAAAGCCAUACAGUUGCUCUAGGUACCACAGGGUAUGUUAGCCAAAGAAGUUCUUUCCCUAUAAUUGUUAAAUUGCAGCAUGGAAAACGCGUGGAGCUUGGUUAUCCUCAAGUUGGUUUCUGCUCUCAUAUUCUCGUUACUGGGUUUAUGGAGAGAAGUCUUAUUUGAGAGCCCAGAAACUAAACAGAACUGAGAUGAUAAAUGGCAUUUCUUGUUUGUCCAUCCUUCAUGAACAAACAUACCUUGGGGAAUGUUCCGAAUGCUGCUGCGCCAGAUAAAAUGUGACAGAGUUUUCCACACUUAAAUUUUAGAGGUUUGAAUAAGGUGGGCUGGGAAUGGGAGGGCAAGGGGAGGAAGGGAGGAGGAGGAGAUUGCCUGGGAAUCUUUUCAUGAGGUAAGCGGUGAGCUGGUUAGUGCAUCUGGAUUCUGAAGCUUGAUUUCUUUUGUACCUUGCUCUGACUAUUGCUUUUUCUGGCUUUUGAGUGCAUUUCCCUGCUCCAUUGGUCCCUUUGGGCUGAGCUCUUGCAGGUAGGUAGCAUUUUAGAAAAUGUUAGAGAAGAGUGAAAUUUUAGUAAAUACGUAAAUAAAACUUGUUUAUUUUACAGGCUAAGGUGGGUGUGAGGGGGUUUCCCCUUUAGUAAAGCAUGUUGUUGACUUGUUAUUUCUAAUACCAGACGGUUCAGAGACAGUAGAUGAUAACAGGAGUUGGCUGCUCUUGAUCUGAUAAUACGACAAAAGAAUGGGUACAUCUUCUGCUUUGUGAAGCAUAACCUUUGCAUUACGAGAGUGCAGAGGUUUAGGGUUUUCUUCUGUUGGCGUUCUUGCAUAUGUAUGAACAAGGCAGCCUGCUCCUGUAGUAGAGUGGAACUUCUUAUAGCCCAGGAAGAGACCUUGCUUAUACAGAACUGAUUUCUUUUUUAAUUUAAUUUCUUCCCAGAGUAAAAUUUGGGGGGGGGGGGGUGAAUGCGCUUUUUUUUAUUUCUUUUGUUUUGUGCAGUACACAGGUAGGUUCUUGACACAGAAGGAAAAGACAGAGAUCUGCCAGACCCUUGUUUCCCACUUCUAAUUCCAGUAUUUGGGCAGGAAGUUUCUUUGCUUGUGUUAAGUGAAAGCCAGAAGCAUUUAGUUUAUCCAGGCCUGACUGAUUUGUCUUUGGCCUCCCUCACAAGCAACUGUAGAGGUUUGGGGGUUUUGGUUUGGGGUUUUUUUUCUUUAUUUUUUAAAUCUGUGCAUUCAGUGCAGAAAUGUGUUCAAGGGUCGGAGGAGUAGGACAUCUCACUGACUGGCUUUAAAAAGGGUCUCUGGACCACCAAAGCUGCCUUAUAGUCUGCUUUCACUUCUUUUGGGCGGACUUGUGCAGAUGUAAACAUCUAUGCCAAGUCUUGCAGUGCUUCAUUGCCAUCGAAGGUCAGCUGUCCUCCAGGGUCUCAGUUCCAUUCAGAGUGUUAACCAGACUGUUGAAUGCUUAAAUGCACCGUGGCAUGUGCUGCCCCUGUCCCACCUGGUGCUCUCUGCUCUGUUCCAUAUACCAGCUGGAGGGCCCUUGCUGAUAAAGGCAUUAGCAUCUAGUAUUGUUUCAGUCUGCUUGUUUUCAAUCUGUAGAAGUUUGUGGGAGUGUCAAAUGAGUUGGGUGUCUCCCCCCCUCCCACUUCCUGAAGCAAUUUACUGUUUGGACUUCUCUGAACAAUUGGAAGGGUUAGUGGCUUUGUGUGGGAUCAGCAUCUUGUUUCACACACCUGCUGGUCUCUGAACACAUUCCUGUUGUAUUAACGAAGACUUGAAUUGAGAGAUUCAUAGAUCUGUGGUGUUCAGACACAGGAUACUAAGACCUAUGUUACUAUUCUUAGUUUGUAAAUUGUCCUUUUGAUACCAUCUUGUUUUCUUUUGUAGGUAUAAAUAAAAACACUGUUGACAAUAAA
Molecule: messenger RNA, 5055 nt
Organism: Neopsephotus bourkii (Bourke's parrot)
Lineage: Eukaryota; Metazoa; Chordata; Aves; Psittaciformes; Psittacidae
Gene: DDX17
Product: DEAD-box helicase 17
Exons: 13
Coding region: 424-2388 (654 amino acids)
Biological process (GO): alternative mRNA splicing, via spliceosome
Cellular component (GO): ribonucleoprotein complex; nucleus; cytoplasm
Molecular function (GO): RNA helicase activity; ATP binding; RNA binding
Source: RefSeq, a predicted model, not a curated record